AUGGGCAUAUACCAAGAGCUAUCUCGGCUGGAAGCCAAGAUAUCAGAUGUCGCAGCAGGCAAAAUCAAGCCCGUCUCAACGAUCGAAGAAAGCCUCUUGAUCCAUUCCUCAAGUUCACACAACAACAAUCGAACAAUCCUUCAAUAUGCCAUCGACAUAGUAUCCCUCGGUCUAGUCCCAACCAAUGUUAUUGAUAUCCUCAACGGCAUAACAAACCACGAAAUAAACUCUAUAGCCAACAACAACAGAAAAGACCCAAGUCCACGAAUCCACCCAACAAGAUCUUUCUGGGACGCACCCUACGACAUCCCCGAAAAAGUCCUCCGCGGCGCAAUCCACAUUCCCUCAACAUUCUCCUAUGGGAAAAAACAACAAAAUCCCCGUCCUCCUAGUCCCAGGAACCGCAGAUCCAGCCGGCAGCACCUACUACUUCAACUGCUAAGCUGGUCGCAAGGUAGUUUAGACGUGCAAUGGGCGCUGAAAUACUGGCCGUCGACACGAGCAGCGGUAAGCGAUUUCAUGGCUGUAAGUGGUGAUUUCCACGGGACGCGGCUUGCGACGCUGUGUGUACACGUUAAACCGUUUUGUUCGCCGGCUGUGCAACAGCAGGGGUAUGACACGAUGUUUAUUCGGGCUCUGCGUGGUGAGGGUGGGGAUUCGGCGUUCGUGCCAACGACGAGCGUGUACUCUGGGAGUGACUUUAUCAUUCAGCCGCAGAGUGGUGGGGAGGCUUCUGCGGCGCUGGGGGAUAUGCGCGGGGUUGGGGUGUCGAACGUGCAGGUCCAGGUUGCUUGUGCGGGGCGUGCUGCUGGGGGGCCAUAUUCGCAUUCGGCUAUGUUGGUUAAUCCAUUGGCUUAUGCUUUGUUUGUUGAUGCUUUGGUUCAUGAAGGGCCUGGGCGGUUGGAGAGGAUUGAUCUUGAUGCUGUUUGUGGGGAGUCGCUUGCACCUGGCUUGGAUGUGGACGAUGUUUUGGGGAUGGAGGCUGUGUCGAAUGUGGUUGGGGUGCUUGAUGUGUUACUGUAUGGGUACGAUGGGACUCAAGAGCCACCACCACUUCGGGGCUAUGUUCAUCACUAG
Messenger RNA from Penicillium digitatum Pd1, 1077 nucleotides. RefSeq names its product putative lipase. Lineage: Eukaryota; Fungi; Ascomycota; Eurotiomycetes; Eurotiales; Aspergillaceae. The record is from RefSeq and is a predicted model, not a curated record.